AUGGGAACCCCGAAUCCGGAGGUCCUUAGGGCCGUCAUCAGGUUGCUCGCCUUCGCCGGGUUCCCCUUCCCCAUUGCCCUCACCAUGUGGCACAUGGCUUUCUGCUCUGCGGUGGGCUUCUUCUGCAUCAGGGUCCUGGGCGUCACCAAGACGCAUAACCUGAGCGUGGAGGAGUACUGCAGACGCGUCCUGCCAAUCGGUGCGUUGCCGAUGCUGGCCAUGAGAUGCUACCCUAGGGGCCGCGGUCCCGUGCUGAGCUGUCAGUGCCCCAAGGGCGACCCGCCACUCGUUCGGCCGGUGCUCCUCCCAUGCGCCUGUUUCUCACCACAUCACCACACCUAUGAAAACCCCGCCCUCCCCCUCCCGACGCCCCCCCUCACCUCUCUUCCUCCCCCCAACCCCUUCCACCUGCAUCCAGGCAUGCUGUACGCGGCGUCCCUCUGGCUUAGCAACUCCUCCUACCUCUACCUCUCCGUGUCCUUCAUCCAGAUGACCAAGUCGCUGAUGCCCGGCCUGGUCUACGCCUGUGGCGUGGCGCUGGGCACCGAGACCUUUGCCGCCGGCUCUGCGCUCAACAUGCUGCUCAUUGCCGCGGGCGUGGUGGUGUGCGCGGUGGGGGAGGCCAACCUGGUGGUAAAGGGUCUGGUGCAGCAGCUCGCCGCCCUGCUGUUUGAGGUGGGCAGCGGAUAG
Molecule: messenger RNA, 690 nt
Organism: Auxenochlorella protothecoides
Lineage: Eukaryota; Viridiplantae; Chlorophyta; Trebouxiophyceae; Chlorellales; Chlorellaceae
Product: putative sugar phosphate/phosphate translocator
Exons: 2
Coding region: 1-690 (229 amino acids)
Cellular component (GO): Golgi apparatus; endosome; trans-Golgi network
Molecular function (GO): antiporter activity
Source: RefSeq, a predicted model, not a curated record